UUCAUAAAGACUCACUGAGUUCGCGGAAGACCUGAAGAACAAAAACUGAUCAUGUUUUAUUGAAUAAUGUUACUGAACCUUUUCCUCGGAACGAGAGUCCUCGCUCUUCUUUGUGUCGUAAAAUGUGGCAUUUGCGGUGGAAAUGCGGCCUCUCACUCUCUGAAGUACAUCUACACUGCUGUCACUGGGGAUACUGACUCCCUAGACUUCACCAUCAUGGGUUUGGUGGAUGAUGAGCAGUUUGUGCACUAUGACAGCAACAUCAGGAGGAUGAUCUCCAAGACUGAGUGGAUGGAAAAAUCAGUGGACAAGCAGUACUGGGACAAACAGACUCAGAAAGCGCUCUAUGCAGAUCAGAUCUUCAAAGACAAUAUUGGAAUUGCAAUGCAGCAUUACAAGUCAACUCAAGGUCAACACCUUCUCGAGUGGACUGUUGGCUGUGAGUGGGAUAAUAUGACCAGGACCACAAGAGGGAUUGAACAUUAUGUAUACGACUGGAAAAGGUUUUUUCCUGAUGCCAUAAAAAACUGGAAUUUCAUUCCACCUGCACAGCAGCUGUUUAUCAGUGCAGUGAAAUGGAAUCCAGCUGAGCUUGAGAAUUACAACCAGACCCAGACCUGCAUUGAGUCACUGAAGAAGUACGUGAGCUACAGGAGGAGCACUCUGGAGAGGACAGUUGCUCCUGAGGUGUCUCUGCUGCAGAAGGACUCCUCUCCUGUUGUUACCUGUCAUGUGACCGGAUUCUACCCCCGUGACCUCAUGGUAACCUGGCAGAGAAACGGAGAGCACCUGGAUGUGGAUGUAGAGCUGGGGGAGACGGUGCCCAACGAGGACGGAACUUUCCAGACCACAUCUAACCUGACAGUGAAGCCUGAGGACUGGAAGAGCCAGAAUUACACCUGUACCGUACAGCACAAGAGCCUGAAACAGGACAUCAUUCUGCCUGUCAAAGAGGAGAACAUCAAGAUUGCUCCUGAGGUCUCUCUGCUGCAGAAGGACCCCUCCUCUCCUGGUGUUACCUGUCAUGUGACCGGAUUCUACCCCCGUGACAUCACGAUAACCUGGCAGAGAAACGGAGAGGACCUGGAUGUGGGCGUAGAGCUGGAGGAGACGGUGUCCAAUGAGAACAGAACUUUCCAGACCACAUCUAACCUGACUGUGAAGCCUGAGGACUGGAAGAGCCAGAAUUACACCUGUACUGUACAGCACAAGAGCCUGAAACAGGACAUCGUUUUGCCUGUCAAAGAGGAGAACAUCAAGAUUGCUCCUGAGGUCUCUCUGCUGCAGAAGGACUCCUCCUCUCCUGGUGUUACCUGUCAUGUGACCGGAUUUUACCCCCGUGACAUCAUGGUAACCUGGCAGAGAAACGGAGAGGACCUGGAUGUAGAGCCAGGGGAGAUGGUGCGCAAUGGGGAUGGAACUUUCCAGACCACAUCUAGUCUGACAGUGAAGCCUGAGGACUGGAAGAGCCAGAAUUACACCUGUACUGUACAACACAAGAGCCUGAAACAGGACAUCGUUCUGCCUGUCAAAGAGGAGAACAUCAAGAGGAACACAGAUAUCAAGAUGCACUUUCCUGAAGGCAGCAGCCCCCCCAUGGGCGUCAUCAUCGGCUGUGUGGUGGGCGCUCUCAUCCUCGCCGUCAUCGGUGCC
Anguilla anguilla (European eel) is the source of this 1653-nucleotide messenger RNA. RefSeq names its product H-2 class I histocompatibility antigen, Q8 alpha chain-like. The record is from RefSeq and is a predicted model, not a curated record. The transcript is spliced from 7 exons. Lineage: Eukaryota; Metazoa; Chordata; Actinopteri; Anguilliformes; Anguillidae. Gene Ontology annotation, cellular component: external side of plasma membrane. The annotation marks the transcript as partial. Gene Ontology annotation, biological process: immune response.